AUGAACUGGUUAUUAGGAGGAUCGCCACAAACACAAGAACAUCAAGGAGAGAGCAGCACGUUAGGUUUCGACGCCAAAGAAGUCAGCAACAUCAGCUCCUUCUUGGGUCAGCCAGGUCUCUUUGACUCGCAGAAGUUACAUCCUUUGGCCGGCUUGGAUAGAGGUAUCGAAUACUUGGAUUUGGAAGAAGAACAAUUAAACACGGUGGAAGGCGCCCAAGGGUUGAUUCCUUCCAGAAACUGGACCGACGACUUGUGUUACGGAACCGGGGCCGUGUACUUGUUGGGUUUGGGAGUUGGAGGUGCUUAUGGAUUUCAAGAAGGAUUGCAGAAUUUACCUGCCAACUCGUCUUCCAGAUUGAAGUUGAACACAGUGUUGAAUCACAUCACCAAGAGAGGCCCCUUCUUGGGGAACUCGGCUGGGGUGUUGGCGUUGACGUAUAAUUUGAUUGAUUCUUCGUUGGACGCUGUCAGAGGCAAACACGAUGAUUUGAACUCAGUGGCAGCCGGUGCUUUGGCUGGUGCUCUCUUCAGAAGUAGUGCAGGUGUGAGACCCAUGGGAUACUCCACCGUGAUCAUGGCUGCUGCUGCAGGUGCAUGGUGUGGAAUUAAGAGAGUUUUACAGUAG
Messenger RNA from Yamadazyma tenuis ATCC 10573, 627 nucleotides. RefSeq names its product protein transporter (gene TIM23). Gene Ontology annotation, biological process: protein import into mitochondrial matrix. Gene Ontology annotation, cellular component: TIM23 mitochondrial import inner membrane translocase complex; mitochondrial inner membrane. The record is from RefSeq and is a predicted model, not a curated record. Gene Ontology annotation, molecular function: transmembrane protein transporter activity. NCBI's taxonomy places the organism in Eukaryota, Fungi, Ascomycota, Pichiomycetes, Serinales, Debaryomycetaceae.